AUGCUAAAACGUAAUCUACUAGUAAAUUCAACAGAUAUUUGCUUCUCAUCGAUUCCCGUGUAUCAAUCUCCAUAAAUUUUAGGUGGAAUGCAAGGCAUGACAUAGUUUAAUUGCCUAGAUUAUGACGCUAAUAAUAAAUAAUAUUUAGUGGCUGGGACAUCCUAAUCAUCAGAUAUAGUAAAUUAAACUCCAUCAGGAAUAGUUGUUUAAAUAGACCAAAAUACUGGUGUCGCCACUUGGAAUCGAUAAAUUAAGUAUAAUGUUGGUGUAACAUCUUAGAUUUAACCUACAUCUAUAUCAUAUUGUACUUAUUAAGAGACAUCUCCUAGUGGAGGAGGCUACAUAAUUAUUAUAUCUGAAUCCCCAAAUUAUUCUAUAAGUGUUUUGCUUAAAUCCAACGGCAAUUUAAUUCAAUCCUGGUAUGAGUAUGACACUACAUAAGGAGUGAAGAGUUAAAGAUCUGCAAUUGGAGCUAAAUUGUCAUCAUCUGGAAACAAACUCUCUAUUACAAAGAUAAAAGUAGCUGAUGGUACUUCUUAAUUUACUUUAACAAUUUCUAACUCAGAUGGUCCUGCAACUUAGACCAUAUCCAGAAUAAACUAUUUUCAAGAAGCAUUGACAGGACAAGAUGAAAGAACUGUGAAAUUAAGAUCAAGUGCUCAAGAUAUUGUCUUGAUUUACAUUUAAGAAAUACUUGGAAUUGCCACUCUCUAGAAAUCAUGGUAUUUCACAACUACUGCAAAAUCUAACUGUCUUGAUGUUGCUAUUGAUGCUGCUUCAGUGUAUACCAUUUUCAAUAUUUAAAAUAGUUUGGUAUAUGGUGGUUCUUUUCUCACUUCACUUAGCUCAUCUAUCUCUCUAUUACCACUAAGAUUAAGUACACUUAAGACAUAGACACUAUUUACAUAGUCUGCCAAACUGGUUGCUUAAAGGUACAUAAUGGUAGGAUCUACAACUUAAAUAAAUAAUCAAGUUUAUGACAAAAAACAAGCUUUUAUUUAUGAGUACCCAAAUUCUAACAUUAAUCUAGAAUAUGUAGUUAGCUCUGUAAAUGCUCCAGUACAAGUUUAAACAAUAUUUGUCUAGUCUAUUUUGACUGGCACCCUAAAAAUUGUUAACGGAUAGUUGCUAACAUUGUAGCCAUCUAAUGAAGCUAUACAGUUAAAAACUUUGUAAGGAAUAUCUUUAGAACAGCUACAAAAUAUUAAUGUUAGUUAGUUGCCAAGCACCAUGCUUGCAAAGUAAAAUUAAGGCAUUAUAACUAAUCCUCCAGUUCAGAGCAUUUAUACCUAUAGAGUUAAUGAAACAAAACUAAAAAUCUAGUUAUAAGAUUUCACUUAUAGCAAAACUUGUAUAGAUGCCUACUGGGAAUAUAAAGCAUCAUUAUAAGAAGAUUCAAAUUUACCAUCAUUCAUAAAAUUUACUCAGAAUAACUAUGAUUAAGGCUCUCAAUUUGAAAUUUACACCCAAGAUAAUCAAACAGCAAAUACUUAUCAAAUAAAACUUAAGGCUACUAUCACUAAAUCGUUUUCAUCAACCAUAUUCUUUUCGAUCAUUAUUAAUCCAUUGAUACCAAACAAUUAUACAAAUACAAAUUCCUCAAACAAUAAUACUAACAACAACUCAACCCUCUAAUAAUGA
Stylonychia lemnae is the source of this 1641-nucleotide messenger RNA. The record is from the annotation of a GenBank genome assembly. Lineage: Eukaryota; Ciliophora; Spirotrichea; Sporadotrichida; Oxytrichidae.